This is a messenger RNA of Hevea brasiliensis (rubber tree), 4194 nucleotides long. RefSeq names its product FIP1[V]-like protein. Bases 169 to 3861 code for a protein of 1230 amino acids. Gene Ontology annotation, biological process: mRNA processing. The record is from RefSeq and is a predicted model, not a curated record. Lineage: Eukaryota; Viridiplantae; Streptophyta; Magnoliopsida; Malpighiales; Euphorbiaceae. The transcript is spliced from 9 exons.
GGGUUUUACUCUCAAGUGUUCAAUAUCUUCACUGUCUGGCGUCUGCAACUACCCUCUUCAGCCACUAAUCGCUAUUUCUUAAUUUCUUCAUCCAUGGAGUUUCUUAACCAAAACUCCAUCAAGUUUAUAUAGAUUGUAUGCUCUCAAUUUCUAGAGUUCCCUCUACAAAUGGAGGAUUUGAUUGAUGACGAUUUCGGCGAUAUAUACGCCGAUGUCGAAGUCCAAGCAAGUUCUGCUAUAAAUUCUGUGUUAAACUUUGCUAAACUAUGCACUGAACAACAGGAAGGAGAGGAAGAAUGUAAGAAUAAUAGCACUACAGAGGAAUUUAACCGUAGUCUUAGCGAGGGGAUUCUCAAGUCGGAUUUGAAGCAGUUGAGUUCAAUCUGCGAGAAGUCGAACGUUUCUGAGGCUGGUGGAAGUGAUAGCGAGGAUGAUUUGAAUAUAGUAUUGAACGAUGAGGAUUGUAAGGGGUUACCAAUUGCUGAGGAGAGGAAUGAUAAUUGCGAUGGCUUUGAGGAGGAGAAGGAUGAAGACGACGAUGGCUUUUGCAGUGUUAAAAAGGGUCAUGGUAAGAAUGGUUUGCAUGCCAGUGCUAAUGGACAUGGAGGUGAACGUGGGAAUGGAGUCAAGGGUGGUUAUAGCUCGCAUUAUCCGCAGUACAAGCAUUUAAAACCGCAUGGAUCAUCAUUUUCAAGUAAUAAUAAAGUCAAUGAUUCUUUGGGGCUGGUUUGUUCUUCUAAAUCUGUCAGAGGUGAUUGGGAAGAUAACAGAUGCAAACAACACAAGAUCUCAAACACAGGUCAGGUUGCUAAUAAUCGUGCCAUGGCCAAUUCAAGUGGAUAUGGUUUCUCGCUUCCAUGGUAUAGGACUAUACUAGAUGUGAAUAUUGAUGCAUUUGAAGAGAAAAAAUGGAAGUAUCCUGGAGUACAUAUAUCUGAUUUCUUUAAUUUUGGUUUCAAUGAGGAUAGUUGGAAACAGUACUGCAUCUCCCUGGAGCAACUCCGUCAACAUUCUUUCAUGCAUGGUAGGUUCCAAAAUCAAAAGUCUUCAAAAUUUACUCAGGCCUUUGAAAUUGAAUUGGAGGAUGAGAGAGCUGCUCAUGAGACGGUCACCGACGAUAUUGCUCAAGCUGGAUCUGCAUCAAAAUCUGCAGAUAUGGGAGAGAGGCAGUUGGAAUUGCCAAAAGGCAGAGCAAUUCAGGUUGAAGAUACCACCACUGAACGUCAACCAACAAUGGAUUUAAGGCAUCCACGUAUUUGGGAUUCUGAUGUUGUGAUACAGAUCAAUGUGCAAGAUUCCAAUGGGAAUUCUUCUGGCUCUGGUGAGGAGGAAUUGUGCCAUAUAGAUAGAAGUGGACUUGAAGCAUCAAAAAUCAUGGAUUUAUGUGUGGAUGAUAUACAAGAUGUCCACAAUUCUGGCAGUGAUAGUGUAGAUGAAUCACCUGCAAAGUCUCUGGGAAACAUAAGGUCUCCUUCCAGUAACAGGUGUUCCCAGCCAAUAUCAGACUCUAGUCAAAUGGCUCUGGAUCUUGGUAGUCAUGACAAAGAUCAGAACUCUGAUGCUGAGAGGUAUCAUCAUCAUCAUCAUGAGGCGAAUGCUCAAAUGUCAGAAGAGAUUUCUAAAGAAAUGGAAACCAUAGAGGAAGAAAAUGGCAGGAAUAUGUGCAAGUCAGAUCAAUAUCUGACUGAAACAGAAUUAUCAGUUGGUGAACAGAGUCAUUUUAGCCUGACAUUGUCGUGUUCUGGAAGUGAUUCUGAGGCAUCCAGAGGCAGUUUGUGUAGCAUUCCCGAAGUGUCUAGCAGUCUUUUAAGAAGGCAAUCUUCAGGUGCUAUGUUACAGGAGUUGGUUGCAUCUGACCAUAAGUACACUGAAAGCAAUGGAGCUACGAAAAAACCAGAUGACAGCCAACAUUAUUCAAGAAAUAGAAGUCGUAUUCAGGAAGCAAGGAGGAAUCAAAACAGGAGACUUCACAGAGUUGCUGAGCGAAGCAUCCACCCUGAUACUGAUAAUGAUGCCUCUCCCAUGUCUAGGGAUCAGUUAUCCAUUGGUCAUUACAAACGGAUUGAAGAGAUGCAUGAUUUUGGUGAUCACAAAGGAGGAGAUUUACCAUAUGAUAGGCAGAGAGAUGUUUUUAGUUGUUACGGGCGAGAAAGGUUUUCUGACAACCAUUUCCGGGAUGUUUGCAGAAAGCAUCCUCGUACAAAAUAUCAUCGGAGUGUUAGAGAUGAAAUAAAACCCAAGGAAAGAAGGAACUGGAAUGAGAGCGAUUUGCAUGAAAGAAGUUUUAGGCUGGAUGAUAGAGAAGACGUGGAUAGAGAUUGGGAUUGUGGUGGAAGAGGACUCUCUCCUGAGGGCCUAAUUCCUGACACCUACAGGGAUUCCAGGAGAUUGGUUACCAAGUACAACAAUUUCAAACAAACAGACAUUCAGUGGGGAAGGAAGGUUGACAAAAUCCAAUCGAGGAAGAGAACCAAUUAUGAUGCUUUUUUGUCUGCUAAUAAAAAUGUUGAUGACUUGAUGCUACAAAAAUAUGGGAGAUUGGUCACCAACCGGAAAGGGGAUUCUCUGGAUGAACAAUAUGAUUCACACAUUCCAUUUUUUGGGAGAGAAACAAAUCUGCAUGAAAGAAGAGUUAGAUAUGGUCACCGUACCCCUAUUAAUUUGGAGAAUUCAUGGCCUAUUAAUUUGGAGAAUUCAUGGUGUAUGGAAACUGCAGAUGAUCAUUGGAUUCUGAAUCAACAGCAUUUGUCCACUUGGUCUCACAGAGAAUCUUAUGCAGCCAAUGAAGAAAGGUGGAAGGAUAUGAUGUCACCAAGAAAGGAAAUGUUUGAUGUCGCUGAUAGGUAUGGGAGACAUAGGAGAGAAAUACGUGGUGGCAAAUAUAGGGGCAAUCAAUGGGUUGACGGUUAUAAUGAUAUUGAUAAUGCAGAAGAUGAUGUUGUUUAUAUUGAUGAUCGGGUUCACUGGAGGAGAAAAUAUAGUCGGAGAACUGGAGUACUGCAUGGAACACAAGGUGAAUCAAUUUUGAAACAUCAAGAUGAUGAGUUUUAUGCCAAACGGUCCUCAUGUUCAUAUGAAAAAUUUUCCAGGCAUGAAAGGAUUCAUGCUAAGUAUAGAUCUGCCAAUGGUUGGAUGGUUGAUGAUAUGCAGUUGGAGUGGCAUAGGCGCAAAAUGUUUAAAGGAGAAAGCAGUGCUGGCUUUCGUAAUAGAAACUCCUAUAUGAUGAGUAGAGGUGAGUAUGAGCAGACAUCCGGGAGGUGCAAUGAUCCAGUUGACUUGAUUUUUGGGGAAGGAAAGUCCUCUGGAAGAUGUUCCAAUACUGAGAGUUUGUUGUCCAAUGGUAAAUUCAAAAAGAUGGAUCAGAAGUUUGCGAAGGAGCAGAAAAUCUUGAACCAUUUUAAUGAAAAUCAGACUGGAAAAGCAACCCAAAUUGGAAUCUCAAAACUGGAAAACAGCCGAGAUGAUGAGCAAUGGCUGGAUAAGUUUCCGGCUACAGAGCACAAUAAAGGUUUGGAUAUUGAGGAAGGUCAGAUCGUGCCAGAAGAACCAGUCAUAGAGGACCGGUUGGAAAAGAAACAUGCGUCUGGAAAUGCAGCACAUACGUGCAAUAUGAAGAAGAAAAUUUUUUGCAAUGAAAAUGUUUCAAGUGGAUUUGAGAAGGUAUAUGAUGACCAACACAUAUUGGAAACAUUAGCAAAGAUGGAAAGACGAAGGGAGCGCUUCAAGGAUCCCGUCGCAUCAACGGAGCCAGAUAAGAGUCUGAAGCCCCAAGCUGAUUUGGUGCCCUAUACAGUUGAAACUAAACAUGUCAGGCCUGCCCGAAAGAGGCAGUGGAAGUUGGAUUUAUGCCAUUACAGUUAGAUUUAUGUUAUUAUAGUCACAUCUUGUAUGAUCAUUGUAUUGAUUGAGACAGUCUUGAGGAUGGAACAUCUAGACGGAUCAGAAGAAUCAAACCAGAUGUCAUGGCCGAUACAACUUAAUAACUGACAUAUCAGUUGCAGGUCAGGUUGAAUUUUUUCAUUCCAAAGGAAUUGCAGGCAAAGCUGAUCUUUAUGUUAUUUUCUUGUUGAUGUAAUAAAAAUUGAAUGCUUUGAGAGUGUAAAAACACUUUUAUGUUGCUCUUGAUAUUCUUUGAUUUGGCUUUUGGUGAAUAGUUAUGAGAGAUCAAUGCAUAAUCUUCAUUGCUUGGUUUUA